Molecule: messenger RNA, 3902 nt
Organism: Hypanus sabinus (Atlantic stingray)
Lineage: Eukaryota; Metazoa; Chordata; Chondrichthyes; Myliobatiformes; Dasyatidae
Product: NACHT, LRR and PYD domains-containing protein 3-like
Exons: 15
Coding region: 681-3773 (1030 amino acids)
Cellular component (GO): cytoplasm
Source: RefSeq, a predicted model, not a curated record
AGUGAAGAUUCGAAGUUGGAAGUUAAAGAUCGAAGAGAAUCGCUUUCUACGGUGAAACGGUGGCGACCUUUGUUUGAUCCUUAUUUGGAAGGAUUUCGUUGACUAUCUUCGUGUUAAUCCCUAGGUUUAACUAGAAAGGAUUGAAGGUAGUGGAGAAGGAAUGGUCAGUGCCUUUAAGCCGUUCUGUUUCGUAAAUUCUUCGUGAGAAGUUCGACGUCGGGGAUCGGAGCAAGCGACGUGAAAGAGAAUUUAAAUCGUCCUAUAAAGUCUCUCCUUUUAAAUGGACUUUAAAGUUAGACCUGCGAUGAGCGAUUUAUUGGAAGAAAAACCGCAACUGAAAGGAAACCACGACUGAAGACGAGGGAACAGCAACAAGUGAACCAGCCCGAAGACUGAGAGCACCGACUGGACAGAACCCUCCUGACUCAGAGUUUCCAUUGAUUCGGUCAGCAGAAAGUCUGAUUGUACCUGUAUUAAGGUGUAAAAUCCCGCUCCCCAUACUAACACUGGUUAUCCAGACCAAAGAACAAACUGCCGCAGGAACUCAGUGGGUCGGGCAGCAUCUGUGGAGGGAAAUAGACCGUCAACAUUCCGGCCGAGACCCUCCCUCUGGACUGAGAGUGGACGGGAAAUAGUCAGAGAAAAGAGAACAGUAAAAACUGAUCACACCUCUCACCAAAAUGGGUCAAGGUUCGAGCAGUGGAAGAGCUCCAGUGACGUCAGCAUCGGGAAAGGACACGGGUCCGGGCUCAGUGAUCACCGAGCUCCUGGCAAGCUGUGACGAUUCCCAGCUGCUGCGGUUGACGGAUAUCUACCGGGACAGGCUGGAGCAGGCGAUGGAAGGAGGGGUGCACGGAGUGAGCCUGGCGUUAAUGGCCAAGAAUCAGUUCAGUGUACAGGAACAUCGGAAAAUCUCUGAUCUCGCUGAUAAGGGAGAGCGGGCGGACAGUUCUAAACUCCUCCUGAGCCUGGUGAUGGAGAAAGGCUCCCGCGCCCCGAGGGUGAUGUGGGAAACCUUUGUGAAAAUGAGGAUUGGUGUUCCAGAGUUGGACAAAAUACUGAAGGAAAUAAAGGAAUAUGGUUGUGAUUCUUCCCAUCGACCAAUUCCUGCUCAACAUUUACUAAAGGUUCUCAGUGAGCUGAAAGGUCCGGGCUCAGUGAUCACCAAGCUCCUGGCAAGCUGUGACGAUUCCCAGCUGCUGCGGUUGACGGCUAUCUACAGGGACAGGCUGGAGCAGGCGAUGGAAGGAGAGGUGCACAGAGUGAGCCUGGCGUUAACGGCCGAGAAUCAGUUCAGUGUACAGGAACAUUGGAAAAUCUCUGAUCUCGCUGAUAAGGGAGAGCUGGCGGACAGUUCUAAACUCCUCCUGAGCCUGGUGAUGGAGAAAGGCUCCCGCGCCCCGAGGGUGAUGUGGGAAACCUUUGUGAAAAUGCGGAUUGGUGUUCCAGAGUUGGUCAAAAUACUGAAGGAAAUACAGGAAUAUGGUUGUGAUUCUUCCCAUCGACCAAUUCCUGCUCAACAUUUACUAAAGAUUCUCAGUGAGCUGAAAGUGAUCACUGAGCUCCUGGCAAGCUGGGACGAUUCCCAGCUGCUGCAGCUGACGGACCUCUACAGGGACAGGCUGGAGCAGGCGAUGGAAGGAGGGGUGCACGGAGUGAGCCUGGCGUUAACGGCCGAGAAUCAGUUCAGUGUACAGGAACAUCGGAAAAUCUCUGAUCUCGCUGAUAAGGGAGAGCGGGCGGACAGUUCUAAACUCCUCCUGAGCCUGGUGAUGGAGAAAGGCUCCCGCGCCCCGAGGGUGAUGUGGGAAACCUUUGUGAAAAUGCGGAUUGGCGUCCCAAAGUUGGACAAAAUACUGAAGGAAAUACAGAUAUAUGGUUGUGAUCCUUCCCAUCGACCAAUUUCCGCUCAACUUUUACUAAAGGUUCUCAGUGAGCUGAAAGAUGUUCGAAGGAAACACAUGGAGACUCUGCGGGCACAAACCGAAACACUGAGAGUGAACACGAUCCUGAUGAGGGAGAAGGUGAAGGUUUUCCAGCUGGUUGAUCGAUACGGUGAGCUCACGGUCAUUUCUACUGUUCGAGAUCGGAGACUGGUGGAACAUGAGCUGCUGGCAAGAGGCAGAGACCAUGAGGAGUGGAGAGAAAAACAUCUCUGCGGAGAGCUGCAGAAACUCCAGAUGGAUCAGUUGUUCCAGAGCAGCUUUUCCCAAACUAACUCCAAAUCUGGGAGUUCAGCAGCAGUGGCCGGAGUCCCGGGGAUCGGGAAAACAACAAUGGUACAAAAGAUUGUUUACGACUGGGCCACAGGGAAAAUAUACCAACAAUUCCAGUUUGUCUUCAGUUUCAAAUUCCGGGAUUUAAACACCAUUAACAACAGAAUAAACCUGAGGGAACUGAUUCUGGAUCAGUAUCCCUACUUCGGGAAUAUCCUGAGAGAAGUCUGGAAGAACCCAGAGGGAUUGCUGUUUAUAUUUGAUGGUUUGGAUGAAUUCAAGCACAGAAUCGAUUUUGCUGACAGUCGGAGAGAUACAGAACCCAAGCACCAGUGCCCAGAUCCCGAGUGGUGGUGUGAAGUGUCUGAUAUUGUGUACAGUUUAAUCCAGGGCAAGCUGCUCCCAGGGUGUUCAGUGCUGGUGACCACCCGCCCCACUGCGUUACAUUUAUUGGAAAAGGCGGAUAUCAGUGUCUGGGCUGAAAUCCUGGGAUUUUCAGGUGAGGAACGGAAGGAAUAUUUCAUCAGGUAUUUUGAAGAUCAGACGGUGGCCGAAGCUGUUUUCAAACACGUGAAGGAGAACGAGAUCCUGUACACCAUGAGCUACAACCCCUCCUACUGCUGGAUCCUCGCUCUGGCACUGGGCCCCUUCUUCAUACAAAGAGUCAGGGACCCGCAGAGAGUUCCCAAGACCAUCACCCAACUGUACUCCUACUAUAUUUACAACAUCCUGAAAAACCAUGGUCGUGAGAUUGAGAACCCCCGUGAUGUGUUACUCAGGGUUGGUCAGAUGGCCUUCAGAGGAGUGUCCAAGAGGAAGAUUGUGUUUACAGAUGGAGAUUUGAUCAACUACAAUCUGCAGCCUUCUCAGUUUCUGUCCGGGUUCCUGAUGGAGCUUUUGGAGAGAGAGGAUUCUGCCCAAAGCGUGGUCUACACAUUCCCACACCUCACCAUCCAAGAGUUUGUAGCUGCAGUCGCACAAUUCCUGAAUCCACAUCCCGGGGAUAUCCUGAAAUUCCUCACUAAAGCCCACAACACGACAGAUGGGCGAUUUGAGGUAUUUCUCCGUUUUGUUGCUGGUCUCUCCAACCCAAUGACAGCUCGGGGCCUGGAGGAGUUUCUGGGUCCAUUUCCCAAUGAAACAACCUGCCGGGUGAUUGACUGGGUGAAGGAGGAGGUUAAACGCCGGAGUGGAAACACAGAGAGUGAAGCCGGUAAAAGGAGCCUCCUGAACACAUUGCACUACCUGUUUGAGUCUCAGAAUCGUGGACUGGCUCAGGCCGCUCUGGGAUCUGUGGAAAGGUUUUCACUCAGUGGAAUGACUCUGACCCCGAUUGACUGCGCGGUCCUGUCUCAUGUCAUCGGACUCUGUGAUACAAUAAAACAGCUCAACCUGGAGGGCUGCCACUUUCAGUGUGAAGGAAUCCAGCGGCUGGGACCAGGGCUGCACAAGUGCCAGGAGUUGAGACUUGGGCAUAAUGAACUGGGAGAUUCAGGAGUGAAACUGGUGUCUUCGGCUCUGAGGAACCCGGAGUGUAAAAUACAGAUACUGUGGUAAGUACCAGACUGUGGGAGAUUGUGUUUACAGUCACUGGGUGUCUGACACUGAGAAUGAAUGUGAUCAGUAGACACACAGAAAACAUACAGGACAAUACAGGCCCUUCGGCCCACAAAGCUGUGCUGAACA